AGUCGCGGCGCUGAUUGGUGGGAUAAGCUGUAGGUGCUGACGACACGGCGGCCAUCUUUGUUGAUGUGUCAGUGAGACGGGCUGAAGAUGGAUGUACAGUAGCGGGGAAACUGCGGACACAGAGCCCUGGGGGUGACCGCCGGCUGAUAACUACAUACUCCUUCAGUUAUGGAAGAUCCUGGUGAUCGUUCUCAGGACAGCUCACCCCAUCCAGAUGACCAGCCCGCCUCCCCAUCUUGUGAUGGACAAAAUACUGAAAUGCAAGAAGAGCCUGGACUUGUGUCUGAAAGCAAAGAGAAGCCCCAGGAACAUCGAUCCCCUCUGGUGUCCGUCUCGGAUGAUGGAAUCCAGUUACCGGAGGAGACCUGUGAAAUUCAGCAGCCACCCCAGCUUGGUGCACAGGCUGCUGGUGAGGUUGGUGACUUGGGAGGUCCAGACUUGGUGCAUAUAGCCACCGUGCCUCAGGCCUCAGACCCUGAUAAAUCUGAAACUGUGAUCCCUGAAGACUCCACCACCCAGAAUACUCCAGAUGUGGAGGACAAUGUGGAUGAGGCCCUGGACUUGAGCAGCCACUUUGACACAAUUGGCACCAAAGAGCUUCUCUCUAACAUUCACAUUACACUGUCACAGGAGACUUUACUGGAGGAGAUAGAGACAGAGCUGAGCUCGGCAGAGACGGACUACAAGUUGCAGAAUGGGAUGAGUAAGGGGGGGCGGACUCUUAGUAUGCUGGAGCAGUGCGUCCAGAACAAGUAUCUGCAGCAGGAAAACACCAUUAAAAGGCUGAUUGAGGAGAAUAAGAAGCAUCAGCAGCUGAUCCUGGAUAUCUGCUCUGAGAAGAACCAGCUGAGGGAAGAGGUGAAGAAACGAGGGGAGACUGAGAUCCUGCACAUAAACUCCAUUAAGCAUCUGGAGGGAAGAACUGAAGAAUUCCAUCGAGAGAUCAAAGCUUUAAAGGAGAAACUUGUAGCCCAAGAUGCAGCCUCCAAAUACACCAUCCAGCAGCUCCACAGGGAGAUGUCCAGCAGGACGGAGCAGGCAAAUAAGAAAUGCGAGGAGGCGCGCCAGGAGAAGGAGACGAUGGUAAUGAAGUACGUGAGAGGGGAGAAGGAGUCUCUGGAUCUUCGGAAGGAGAAGGAAGUUCUGGAGAGGAAGCUGAGAGAAGCCAACAAGGAGAUUGAGAAGAACAACACAAGGAUCAAACUCCUAACUCAGGAAAAGGGGCGAUUACAUCAUCUCUAUGAGACCAAGGAAAACGAAAGCAGUCGGCAGAACCGUGAAAUUGAGAGACUUAAGGAAGCCGUCAAUUCCGUCGCCAUAAAGGAGAAGUGGGCCCAAAAUAAACUGAAAACAGAGUUUGACUCUCACAAGGAAACCAAAGAGAAGCUGCGAGACACAACAGCUAAACUAAACCAAGCAAAGGAGGAAGCCGAGCAGAUCCGCAGGAACUGUCAGGAGAUGAUAAAAACAUAUCAGGAGUCGGAGGAAAUAAAAUCCAAUGAACUGGAUGCAAAACUCCGCAUCACCAAGGUGGAAUUAGAGAAACAAAGGCAGGAGAAAACGGACCAUCUAGAGGUUCAUCAAGCUAGAAUGAAGGAACUUGGUGACCUUAAAAGAACGUUUACGGAAGGCAUGGAUGAACUACGGACGCUGCGAACCAAGGUAAAAUGCCUGGAAGCCGAGCGCCUGAGGACGGAGGAGGAAUUAUCCAAGUACAAAGAGCUGAUCAACCGGCAGAAGGUGGAGAUCCAGAGCCUGCAGGACAGGGUGAAGGUCAUAGAGCAGCAGGAGGAGCAGCAUCAGAGGGACAGACAAGAAAUUCAGAGCUUGCAGGAUGAAGCUAGCAGUCUGAACGCAGUCAUCUCUGACCUGCAGAGGGAUAUAGAGGGCAGCAGGACGCGGGAGUCUGAGUUGCUGGGAUUUACAGAGAAGCUUACCAGUAAGAACGCCCAGAUCCAGUCUGAGAACAACUCAUUACAGGCGCAGCUGGACAGGCUGACCUACAGCGAGCGUGAGCUGCGUAGCCAGCUGGAACAGCUCCAACACACUAACACCGACCUGGAGGAGAGACUGUCCGCGGAGCAGGCAAAGAGGCAGCAGGAAGUCCAAUGUCUACAGACUGAAUUAGACGCUCAGCGUGUCCUUGUGGCCUCAUUAAAUACGCGGAUAGAGGAGCUGAAUGAUGAUCUGGUCACACAGAAAAGGAAACGCGCCGUCAAUCUGAAGGAUCUCACCAAACAACUCCAGCAAGCACGGAAGAAAAUGGAGCAGAUGGAGAAUGGGAACUAUGAGAAAGACGUCGGAAGUAUUGGGAGCAGAUCUAGUUCUUCCGGAUCUCUUAACGCGCGGAAUGGCAGUGAGGACCGCUCGCCGGAGAACUUGGGGCCCACCGUGGUGGUGGACAACUUCCCUGAAGUAGACAAAUCCGUCCUGAUCGACCGGAUAAUUAGACUCCAGAAAGCACACGCCCGGAAAAACGAAAAGAUAGAAUUCAUGGAGGACCACAUAAAGCAACUGGUGGAGGAAAUUAGGAAAAAAACAAAAAUUAUACAGAGUUAUGUGUUACGCGAGGAGGCCGGGACUCUCUCAUCAGAAGCCUCAGACUUCAACAAAGCUAAUUUGAGCAAACGUGGCGGGAUAAUGGCUUCUCUGUACACCUCCCAUCCGGCGGACAGUGCUCUCACGCUGGACCUGUCGCUGACCAUUAACAGGAAGCUGCAGGAGGUCCUGGAAGACACUUUGCUGAAAAAUAUAACUCUCAAGGAGAAUCUGCAGACCCUCGGAACGGAAAUCGAUCGACUGACCAAGCCAGAAUGUAGAUUACCGCCUGGAACGUACUCCUAACACCGCUUAAACGCGGUCAUAAGUAACGCAGCACUUUCCUUUAAAAACAUUUGCCUGAAAUCGGGAAUCUGAGAUGACAGGAAUGUACCCGGACACCUGUUAUCCGUCUGUAGGAUACUCCUGAAUUAUUACAUUACAAGCUAUUGCACUAAAUACUAGGGGAACCAGUGACAGGGGUUCCUGGUGAUGCCGCACUCAUUCUCCAGGGUCUUCAGACUGUUUUAUUGUAUUCUGUCAUUUUUGUCAAUCACUAGAAAAGUGAUGUUUUACUCCCGAAGUUGCGCUCCGGUUCUCAUGGAACUACAAGCCCCAGCCAGCAAGAGAGACAGGUUGCACCAAAUCAUAGAAUGUCCUUGCAGUCCUGUGGCAGACAAUGAAUUGGCUUACACCCCCUUUGUAUCAUGCUGAGCAAACGUAAUCUAUAAGGGGACUAACAGGUCGGUCCGUCCGACCCUUGAUUUUAAAAUAAUGAAGAUUUUGUAUUUAUUGAAUAAUUCUCUUUAUUUUCUGUCCUUUGGAUUGCCGCCUGCACUGAGUGUCUAAAGUAAUCUGUUGGGUGAAAGAAUAUUAAUGUGAAAAUUGGGGUUGUAUGUGUCCCGUCUACAAAGUGACUUUUACACAUUUUUGUUCUCAUUUCCAUGCAAUUAGUCUAAGGCCAGUUACCCACUGACGUCCUAAAUUAGAAUGUCCUGGCUGUUACGAUUAAUAGGAUACGGUGCUUCCAGGCUGUAGUGUGUAGUGCGUCGGACAGAUGCACACUGCUACGUGACGUUUGUUCUGUCCCACCCGUCGUCUCGGCCUACCCUAACUCUAUUAUGGGAAAACACGUCUGCCCAGAGACUUCCAGGCACCACUUCCUAAUUCAUUAUUCCUGAAAUGGUCUUCAAUCCUCUGAAGAGCUUCAAAGGAUUAUUUUUAUUCUGUCAUCUGUGUUGAUUGAAUUAGAGAGCUUGAGAAAUUGGAGAGGCUGAGUUAACGCCUGAUGUGGGCGCUGCCUUCAUUACUUGGCAAUCUGAGUGUGUGUGGCGCCCCCUGGAAAUGUCAGCAAGAAGUCGCGUCCAUUUAUCUAGUGUUUACAGAUGUGUCCUCCUACAGCUUUGCUCCGUGCACUACAAGUCGCGUUACACCACGUGUGAGUGCUGUGUGACUCUGUAGCGCUGAUCAUCUUUUUUUGCACCCCCCCCC
This is a messenger RNA of Pseudophryne corroboree (corroboree frog), 4029 nucleotides long. RefSeq names its product coiled-coil domain containing 186 (gene CCDC186). NCBI's taxonomy places the organism in Eukaryota, Metazoa, Chordata, Amphibia, Anura, Myobatrachidae. Gene Ontology annotation, molecular function: small GTPase binding. Gene Ontology annotation, biological process: vesicle cytoskeletal trafficking. Bases 169 to 2844 code for a protein of 891 amino acids. The transcript has 16 exons. The record is from RefSeq and is a predicted model, not a curated record. Gene Ontology annotation, cellular component: trans-Golgi network.